AUGGCAGACGCGACGGUUACUGCCUCACAGUUACCCACGGAUACAACAACAGCCAUCCCAAACGAGGCUAUCCCUACGACACAAAACGCAACACCAGUCAACACCGCAACACUAGUUAACACAGCAACUAUAGCGUCGUCUUCUUUUCCCGCAGUUACAGCGUCAGAUAAUCCAGCAUUAAUAUCACCGAGCUCGACAUUCACACUGACAACAUCGUACCGACCAGCGACAACGACCAGCAGCAAUCCUUUCGACAACUUCCCACCGUUCUUCACGAACACAGAUGGACGACCACCCUUUGCGACUGGUUCUGCGCCUCCCUUCUUUUUCCAUGACCAGUCAAACGGACUGAGUACAGGUGCGAAGGCAGGUAUUGGCGUCGGCGUCGCCGCCCUAGCUUUAUCUAUAAUAGCAGUGGCCCUGCUCAUACUUAGGAUGCGGAAAAAGGAGCAAAUGUGGGCUGCCACUACUGCACCUCCGCCGACUUACGAAGAAUCCAACGCCUCGGGCCCUCCUGUCAUGGAGAUGCGAUCAAAGCCCGCCGCAAAGUAUGUGCCAUCGCAGCUAGCCACCAGUCCCGCAGAGUCAUCCAGCAGCUCGCCCGUCAUGGCGCCGGUGACGGCGCGAAGUGCUCAACGAAAAUCUAAGGCCAGCGCGAGGCCUAGAAGAAAUAGCAACUUGGCUCCUGUCUCGGAGGAAGAGCCGGAAUCUCGUGGAGCAAAUCUCUCUUUGGUCAACGAGGAUAAAGAUGACGCCUCGACAACUGCACCGCCAACCCCGCGAACCCCACGAACGAUGGCUCUGCAUGCUUUGACAGGCGAGACUGCCAUGCCAUCACCAAUAGACGCAUCUUUCAGCCUCGAGCCUGUACCAUCGCUACCUGGUGACAAGGCAUCUCCAAUCAGAUCAGAAUUUGGGAAGAACCCGAAAGGUGUGAGAUGA
Molecule: messenger RNA, 942 nt
Organism: Verruconis gallopava
Lineage: Eukaryota; Fungi; Ascomycota; Dothideomycetes; Venturiales; Sympoventuriaceae
Exons: 1
Coding region: 1-942 (313 amino acids)
Source: RefSeq, a predicted model, not a curated record